AUGAAACAGAUUCGACAAAUACUAAUUCACGCAAAAAUGCGCCAUUUAGCGAAAGAAGAGUGUUUAUUUGCUGUCAAGGUGGCACAAAAACCAAAUAAAAAAUUAAGUACGAUUGCACGUGCACUUAAGUGUGACCGUAGAACAGUUAGUCGUGUCCUGAUGCGCUUCUCGGAAACAGAAUUAUUAACCGAUCAGGAUCAACCAGGUCGGCCAACUGCUCUUACUGAAGACCAGCAAAAGAUGUUAGACAAGUAUAUCACAAAAAAUCCAACCGCAACGGCUAACCAACUUUCUAACAACUCUAUGUCUUUGUGGAUUUCUAGUGAUGAAACUCAAGUGCAAUUACGUAACUCAGGUACAAUUGCUUGGGUGAAGCGUGGUGAGCCAACACCGGUUCAUGAAAUUUCUUCACUUCGUGCUUAUGUCAGUUUGUGGGGUGCAGUCUGGUGGAAUGGAAAAACGUUUGCAAGGUAUGAUGGUUACAUGAACCAAACGCAAUAUCUACAUAUAUUAGCUUCUCAUCUUGGUCCACAUGUGCAUAAAUGUCGUCGUUAUGCUGUAGCUCAAGACAGAUUAAGGUCACACUGGGCAAAACCAGUUCGUCAGUGGUUUGAAGAUUGUGGGCUUCGAUUAUUAGACUGGCCGCCUCAUUCGCCUGAAUUUAAUGCCAUUGAAUACGUGUGGCACUGA
Didymodactylos carnosus is the source of this 690-nucleotide messenger RNA. The record is from the annotation of a GenBank genome assembly. NCBI's taxonomy places the organism in Eukaryota, Metazoa, Rotifera, Eurotatoria, Philodinida, Philodinidae.